UCUCGGCGCGAAGAAUUGCAGAAAUGUGAGGAAAAUUUUCAUCGGCUUCAUCCUUGUUAGUUGUUUGACUUGAAAUUUUGACUAAUUGCGCUCGUAAAGGACCUCUUCAAAGGUAUUGUUGAUUUCUUUUCCAAGCAACACAAGACAGUUCCUCUUUCUUUUGUCGAAAUUCCCAAGAUUCGAAAUCUGAAGUGAAGAUGUCGUAUUCAAGCAACCAGAAGGGUGUGAUGCUUGUCUCUGUCCCAAAACCCAGUGAUUUAUGGUACGUCCAGGCUCAACAGACGGGGACUCGGGCUCCAAAGAAUACAUACAGCUCAAAUCAUUUCUUUGCCGUCAUGAAAUGCAGAACGCUCAUUCAUGCCGAUCCUUUACUGAUGGCAGCUCCCGUCAUUGGAAAAACAAAUCAAAUUCAUAUCAUCUGCACUAAAGAAUUUUACAAUGAGGGCAAACUUCAAACAUUACUGGCUUUUCUUAGUUUAUCCGACAACCCACCACUUCCAGUUCGCCAAGAAAUUUACGAGGCCUGUCUCCGGUACACCAUACACACUAAAAUCUGUCCAGCAUGGAACUACAUCGAACCAUAUCUUGUUUGUGGUGCUAACUUUUUGACAAAUCCGAAUAUAAUGGGUGCUGUUCAAUUAGACAUCAUUUUACAAGGAAAUAAUGCCCAUCUCUCUGUGCGGCCAGUGCGUGUGUGCCUCCCACCAUUGACACUGAAAGAUUUAGUGAAGCGGAAGCAAAAUUUAACACCAGUCCCUGGUGAAUUUAUCUAUGAUUUUUCAAUGAGUGGUAAAAAAAUUUUUGUUCUACCGAGAAUGACCGAGGCCAGGAUUGAGACAGUAAGCAGCAAAAUGCCCCCAUCCGACGAUAAUUCAAGUUACGAGAAGCUGAGGGAGUUCUGGUUCAAUAAGCAUGGCUACAUUUUGCCUGAAACAGAGGAAGGCCUCUUUUACGUCGCUGUUCGAUUUGGUUACGGCUCCUCCAUGAAACCCUUAACAUACCCAAGUCUGUGCGUAAAGCAAAGGCCCUUGAUUGUCGUCCAGCCUUUUGACCUUGAUGAAGUUCUCAAGAUUUUUGCGUUUGAUCUCAAUCAAAAGCUGCCAGGUCUUUGUGUAACCCCCCCUGGUUUUCCUUCAUUGCGGCUGAAUCCAGCAAUAGAGACUCUUUCUUGUCCAAAUUUGUCAUCGCAUCCACAAGUUGCUAAAAAUGCUGAGGAAAAAGUUGAAGAAUCUUUAGCAGAGUUUGAAGCUGGUCCAAGUCAUUCAGUGGAAUUACAGAUAAGCGAAAUCUCUGAUGCAGCCUCCUCUUCCAGCGUCUACAACAACCUUGUUCACGAGUUGCAAACAGGCACGUCCUCAGCUCAUAGUACCCCUCUCGUUCCAAUGGGAAGCGCAUCCAAUGCUCUUUCAAUUGCCCACCUCCAAGCAUCCAAUGCCCAAAUUACAACACUGAACCCAGGACUCAAUCAUAAUCAUAGCCAGACUCCGACCAUGAAACGUCCCGCACACUUUGUACAUGCUCUGUUGCCGUCGGUAAGUAACCUUACAAUCCAAUCAGCUGAACGAACAGUGCAUGGCUUCCUGUUCCCCGAUGCCAGUUCAUGGUUUUUAGAAUCAGCCGAAUAA
Bemisia tabaci is the source of this 1625-nucleotide messenger RNA. The record is from RefSeq and is a predicted model, not a curated record. Lineage: Eukaryota; Metazoa; Arthropoda; Insecta; Hemiptera; Aleyrodidae.